UUUCAUACCUCAAACCUUAAAACCAGAAAGAGAUCUUACUUUGUAAAUUCAAUUUCUUUUUCUUUAUUUCAUGUGUUUAUCCAAAUGAUUGGGGCAUCUCCAUCCUCUUCUUGGUCUCGUCUAGAAGACAAGCUCUUCGAGAGAGCACUCGUCGUCUUCCCCGAGGAAACUCCUGACAGAUGGGAAAAGAUUGCCAGCCAUGUUCCUGGGAAGUCACGGUUUGAUGUCAAGGAACAUUACGAGGAUUUAGUUUAUGAUGUUAAGGAGAUCGACUCCGGUCGAGUUGAGCUGCCGAGUUAUGGAGAUCAAUUUGGGUUGGGUUGGGGGGCUGCUGAGUCCGGCACGAGUCAGGUUUGGUUUGGGUCUAAAGGGAAGGAAAAGGAGACGAGUGAGAGAAGGAAAGGGGUUCCUUGGACUGAAGAAGAACACAGGCUGUUUCUAAUCGGACUGCAAAGAUAUGGAAAGGGAGAUUGGAGGAGUAUAUCAAGAAAUGCAGUAGUGUCAAGAACACCAACCCAAGUGGCAAGCCAUGCUCAGAAAUAUUUUCUUCGUUUAAAUUCAGUCAAGAAAGAAAAGAAGAGGCCCAGCAUUCAUGACAUUACGACUUCCGCGAAUUCAGUGCCUCCUCAAUCCAAUGAUCAUAACUGGGCUGAUUAUAUGGAUCCAAAACCCUACCCUGAUCAUGGAAGCCCAUCUUCUGCUUUCCAUGGUUUUGGAUUCCCCGUGUAAGUUCAGCUUUAAAGAAAAAAAAGAGGUUUGUGUUUGUAAGAAGUGAAAUUUGCAUAUGAAAUAGAAUGAUCUCACUUUCUCAAAGGAUGAAGGGAGAAAUUUAGCAGAAAUUUGAAUCAUAUUUUUAAGGAUGAAAUAGGGGGGAAAUUAUGUGUGUUACUUUCAAAACUGUAAAUAUACAAAAUUCUAAGACCAUGAGGAAGUUUCUACCCUUUUGAGUUGAA
Messenger RNA from Ricinus communis (castor bean), 953 nucleotides. RefSeq names its product transcription factor SRM1. Lineage: Eukaryota; Viridiplantae; Streptophyta; Magnoliopsida; Malpighiales; Euphorbiaceae. The transcript is spliced from 2 exons. The record is from RefSeq and is a predicted model, not a curated record. Gene Ontology annotation, molecular function: DNA binding. The coding region runs from base 85 to 729 and encodes 214 amino acids.